This is a messenger RNA of Chironomus riparius, 563 nucleotides long. NCBI's taxonomy places the organism in Eukaryota, Metazoa, Arthropoda, Insecta, Diptera, Chironomidae. The record is from the annotation of a GenBank genome assembly.
AAAGACGCUAAAAAUACACAUAAACAGUCAAGAUUUUCAUUUAAUUUAUACAUUUUAGAUCUAUUUAAUCGGAUACGAGACUAGCAAGUGAGGAAAAAAGCAAGCAAAUCAUAGAGAUUUGAGGAUAACUGCAGUAACAAUUUAGAAGAGGCACAAACAUGGAAAGAAAUACACGUUCAAUUAUACCGAAUAAUAUGAACAGCAAGCCACGAAGUAAUGGACCGAUUUCUCCAAGAGAAAUAAAUUCAAACUAUAAUCAUCAUCAAUCGCAGCACUGGAUCUUAAAAACUCAACAGCAGCAGCAACAAAAUCAUCAACAUCCACAUACUCCUUAUCAUCCGAAUUUAGAUUUGAUUAAUUUUGUGUCCAGUGCUUGGAAGGAGAAAGUUUCGUCCGAUAAAACUGAAUAUUUUAAGGAUUACAAGUCAGAAAGCAGUACCGAUAAGUUUUGUAACUUUGAUUUGGACGGAUUUCUCUUGAAAAUGCGAAACUCUUAAAUCUCUAUUAAUUGGAUAUUUACUGACUGUUGGAGAAAUUAUAAUUUAUAUACAUCCUCAUCGUCA